CUGAAAUGUUUUUACACGUAUUUCGAUUCAAAGUCCACCUAACACCAAAUUAAUUACACGUUCAAAAAAAAUUUCUGAUUUUAGUUGAAUCGAAUAUGUUCUUAUCGAAAGUAUCAAAAUCCUCCUAAGAAAGUUGCUUCCGAAGUUGUUUCUCGAAUAUUUUUAAGCGAAUAAAUUCAUAAGAAUGGGGUUUUCUUCGUUUUUAAAACGUUUUAUUGUUAAUGCGACAAUUUUAAUUUUAUUCAUCACAUUUAUGCCAGGAUUACUACCUGAUGUAUCGAUAACGAAGUCGUUCAAGGUUUUUAAAGCUACUCUUGAUGGAAAACUGACUCCAAACAAAAAACUUGAUAAGGUAGAGAUCUUAUUUAAGGGAGAUCUUCUAGGUCCUGAAAGUUUUACAGAUGAUAAAAACUAUUUAUAUACUUCGCUCCAUACUGGAGAUAUAGUAAAAAUUGCUGGGAAACAUAUUGUACCUGUUGUUACAUUUGGAAAACCAUGUAAGGGAUUCUACGAAGAGCGAAUAUGCGGAAGGCCUCUUGGAAUAAAGUUUGGCAGUGACGGCUACCUUUAUGCUGCAGAUGCAUACUAUGGAAUAUUCAAGGUUGAUGUUGAUACAGGUGAAAAAACAAAACUUGUAUCAUUUGGGGAGGAGAUUGAUGGAAAACCAACCAAGGUUCCUAACAGUGUAGCAGUAAGUUGUAAUGGUGAUGUUUAUUGGACUGAUUCUAGUUCGAACUUUUUGCUUCAAGAUGGGUUAUUUGCAUUCCUUGAUGAUCCAUCAGGAAGACUUAUCCAUUAUAAUGCUAAAACUGGUAAGAAUAAAGUUUUAGUGGAUGGAAUUCUCUUUGCAAAUGGAGUAGCACUGUCGAAGAAUGAAGAUUUUGUAAUAGUUUCUGAUGCAACUAAUCAAAUUCUUCGACGAUAUAUUAAAGGUCCCAAGGCUGGUACCACAGAGACAUUUGUUAGGUUACCUGGUAUCCCUGAUAAUAUCCAAACUGAUGGAGGAUCUGGCUUUCUUGUGACUGUUAUUAUAGAAUCUAAUGCAGAAAGCCCAAGUUUUCCAAGUCUAUUGUCACGGUUCCCAAAUGUCCGAAGGUUCUUGGCUAGAUCACUUGGCUUGGCUGAGUUGGGUUUUCGUUUCAUUGAUAGACUUUACCCGAAUGAAGUUUGCCAGAAGACAUUGCACUAUAUUGGCCACAUCUCUUCAGUGGCAAAUAUAGUUCCAAGCAGAUCAAUAGUACUCCACGUUUCUGAAAAUGGUGAAAUAUUGAGCACUCUCUGGACUAACAACGCAACAAUUGGAAAGUUCAGUGAAGCUCAUAUUGUCAAGAACUAUUUGUACCUAGGAUCUCCUUUCAAUGAUUACCUUGGUCGAAUUCCACUUUCUGAGGUAGGGUGGGAACAUUUGAGCAAAACAUCGGAUUCAUUAACAUCAAAAAAGCAAUUGUGUUCAGAUUUGUAUGGCAAAGUGAAUCCCAAAGUUCCCCAACAACCUAAAAUUGAUACUGUUAAACCAACCGCAGCAUCUUCUAGGACAACGACAAAACCUGAAACAACUCACAAACAAAAAGACACUCCAGCCCAAAAACCAACUACCACAACUCAAAAAGCAACAACUACAACUCAAAAACCAACUGCAACAACUCAAAAACCUACAACCACAACUCAAAAACCAACUACAACAACUCAAAAACCUACAACCACAACUCAAAAACCAACAACCGCAACCCAAAAACCAACAUCCACAGCUCAGAAACCUACAGCCAAAGCUCAGGAACCAUCAACAAAAACUCAGAAGCCAACAACCAACUCUCAAAAACCAAACACAGUUCAGAAACCAACAACCACAACCCAAAAACCUACACCCACCGCUCAACAGCCUAAAGCAACAGCUGAGAAACCCACAACUACAACUCAGAAACCUACAACCGAAACUCAGAAACCUACAACUGGAACUCAGAAGCCAUCAACUAUUUCUACACCAAAACCAACUGUCUCUCCUAAGCCUGCAAGCACAACCCAAAAACCUGUAACAAUUACAAAGGAAGACAAGCAAAGGGUACCAACUAAUCCUCAGAAUAGUAAUUCAAGAGGACAACCUGCAGCUAAAACUGCAAGAAAUGAGCUGUAAAAGAUCAAUUAAUGAAAAAUUAAUUUGUCUGCAGGGAUAAGGGUAGGUAGGUACUCUUUUUUUACCAUAAUAAUUCAGCCUGUGUUGGUAAACCCAAUGUCAUGUAUCAUAUAUAGAUAAUUCUUCUUUUUGUUUGCUAUCAAAAAGGUACAAUGCAAACUGCAAAUUUGUAAGAAUCUCCUUUUUCAGUAAAGUUAACAUAACCUUCAAAAAACAUUUCCCUAUAUUAUAUAUUUCAAAGAUCUGAAGAAAAAUUUAGUUUUAGUGUAUUAUGGUGGUAGUGCAAGUUAUAUGACUGAUUAUUGAUUAGCUUAUUAUCAUUUUGAUUGAUUUACUUUUGUUGGGUGAUGUCUGUUUAUUUGUUAAAGAAUAUCACAAUUCUAAUCAUUUAUCUAAUUGUUGUUUAUAACAGAUUUUUCCAAAAUGUGUUACAUACAUUCCAUUUUAUUGAGUUGAAGUUAUGUGAAUUACUUGAUUCAUAAACCAAAAUAUUACUUUUUAUUAUUUUUCAAGAUAACCAACUUGUGGAGUUCCUUUUUAUGAUAUCUCUAUGAGGUUCUUGUUCCACAUCAAUAUUCCACAUACAGCUAAGAAGUCAUUAUAAGAUUGAAAAAAUGUCAUCUAAUGUAGCAGUGUUUUCAGUUCCCUCAGAUAGGGACUUUUCCAUUAUCCCUUACAAUGUUACUAUGCCUGUUCUACGGCGAAUAAUGAAUUGUCAAAACCAUUGGUUGGUAACCAUAAGGCGGCCAAACUUUUACACACACUGGUUCUAAGCAACACUUGGCCUGCCCUACAGCAACGAAAGAUUUUGACAAUUCAUUAGAGUGCCCUGUCCUACCAACAAUAGUAAUAUCAGCUUUUGUUUGUAGCAAUGAUCUGAAGUAAUUUAUUUUUAAAAUAACGAAUGAUUGAAAAUCUAGAUUUUUGAAAUGCAAAAUAUUUAUCGAAAUUUGUAUUAAUAUUUAUACAUAUGUAAUAUCCAUUCCAUAACUUCUUUUAUUCAUAUUCUAAAGCAAUAAUGGUAUGAAUUACCAAAGAGUGGGUACUCUCAAAUCACUACCAACUGCCAUUCAAGCUGAUAAUAAAUCGCAUUUGUUUUAAUGUUCAAAAAAGAUUGCUUGUGAUUUUUAAGGAGUAUUUUGUGGUUAACCGUGAUAAAUAUAUUUAACUUCUCUGUUGCCUAAUUAUCUUCAGAAAUAUUAAGUUCGUCUUGUACAAUGGUUGUGAGUUAUAUUAAACUUUCUUAUUUAAAUGGAAA
Coccinella septempunctata (seven-spotted ladybird) is the source of this 3389-nucleotide messenger RNA. Its product is annotated as adipocyte plasma membrane-associated protein-like. Gene Ontology annotation, biological process: biosynthetic process. The transcript has 5 exons. NCBI's taxonomy places the organism in Eukaryota, Metazoa, Arthropoda, Insecta, Coleoptera, Coccinellidae. Gene Ontology annotation, molecular function: strictosidine synthase activity. The coding region runs from base 185 to 2131 and encodes 648 amino acids. The record is from RefSeq and is a predicted model, not a curated record.